Alternaria alternata is the source of this 1215-nucleotide messenger RNA. RefSeq names its product dihydrodipicolinate synthetase family protein. The record is from RefSeq and is a predicted model, not a curated record. The transcript is spliced from 2 exons. Gene Ontology annotation, molecular function: 4-hydroxy-tetrahydrodipicolinate synthase activity. Lineage: Eukaryota; Fungi; Ascomycota; Dothideomycetes; Pleosporales; Pleosporaceae. Bases 160 to 1149 code for a protein of 329 amino acids.
GCUGGAGUAAAGGAACCCGAGGAGCGGAUGACCAAGGUGCGCAAUAAAACUCAGGGUAUUCGCAGCGCAUAAUAUCUUGUUAUUUGACUCUCGACUCCGAUUAACAAAGAAACUCGUCACAGAGCGGCCAGAAAGCAAUUCUAUGCACAAGCCACCAACAUGACCUCAUCACCACCCACCGGCGUCUUCGUGCCCGUCCCAACCUUCUUCAAAACCCAAUCCGAGUCAAAGUCGCUGCAACCUGAAGUCGACGUGCAAACGCAAGUUGAGCACUCUGUAUUCCUUGCCAAAAAUGGAGUGCGCGGUCUUGUCUUGCUCGGCUCCACAGGCGAGGCGAUUCACAUGUCGCGACAAGAACGCAUCGACCUCAUUUCUGGUGUGCGCAAAGGAUUAGAUGAGGCGGGCUUCAAGGACUACCCGAUAAUGGCUGGCACAUUGAUCAACAGCGUUGACGAGACGUUGGAAUGGUUAGAGGACUUCAAGAAGGCAGGCGCGCAAUGGGGACUCGUGCUCGCGCCAGGGUACUUUGGCGCAGCGGCGAGUCAGGGGGGCAUUAGAGAAUGGUAUACGGUUGUUGCGGACAAGAGCCCUCUACCAGUACUAAUCUACAACUACCCUGGCGUAACCAACGGCGUAAUGGUCACACCCGAAACCUACCGCAUCCUCGCCCAACACCCCAACAUCGUCGGUUGCAAGAUGUCGCAUGCAGUCGUCUCAUGGCACAACCAAGUGUCACUUGACCCCAAAAUCGACCACAACAAAUUCCGCGUCUACUCUGGUCUCGGCCAACAACUCGGUCCCAUCGUCAUUUUCGACGCGGCAGGUGUUAUCGAUGGUCUCGCGGCCAUAUACCCCAAGACCGUAUGCUCUUUGAUGAAGCUAGCCGAGACGAGACCGAUAACAGAUGAGAAUCUCAAGAAGAUGAAGCAGUUGCAGUACACAGUCAGUACGGCCGAGGAGUACAUUGGUAAGUACGGCAUUGUGGGUAUCAAAGAGGCAGUCAAGAGGGUCACCGAUUUUGGCACAAUGGAAGGUGGAAGACUCCCAAUCAAGGGUAAGCUGCCUGAGGGCGAGUGGGAGAAGUGGAGCGAAACCUGGGAAAGGAUACAGAAGAUGGAAGAUUCGUUGACCGAGAAGGACUUCAAGUAGAGUAAGCAUUGUGAAUCCAGGCAACCGCUUUGACAGAGGUCCAGGUGUUUUCCCAUUGUUUUCCCC